Mycena indigotica is the source of this 1578-nucleotide messenger RNA. RefSeq lists its product as uncharacterized. Lineage: Eukaryota; Fungi; Basidiomycota; Agaricomycetes; Agaricales; Mycenaceae. The coding region runs from base 1 to 1578 and encodes 525 amino acids. The record is from RefSeq and is a predicted model, not a curated record. The transcript is spliced from 6 exons.
AUGUUUUGGCCUGCCGUAGUGCUUUGGCCCGGUACCUGGAGCACCGCUUGUUUUAUUCCGCACCGCCACACUCAAACACGACAUGGCCAUGUGGCCUUAUUAGCCCGAGGGAGCAUAUAUGGAGCCGCGUUCUGCCUCCUUUUGUUGCCAUACAUGUCCGACUCACUCCCCUACGAAACUAUCGUUCGCUUCAUCGAGCUAGCACGGCUGAUCAAGCCAGCACUGAGCUGGUAUCAACCAGAACACAUCAUGACACCAUUGGCGGCGCUUCCCGAUAACUACCAUACCUUCUUCAUGGCAGCUUUCGACCUCAGCGACAGCGAGUGCCGGAAAGCAUGGACUAGUCUCCGAGAGCGUUCAUGGGCAUAUGAGCUUGACGACACCGAGCUGCUUGCACUGCGAACAAAGUAUCUGCCAGUUUUCCUAACCCAUGGUAUCCCCAGGGAGAUUGAACAAGGACUGUAUUCAUUUGAUUCACCCCACCGUUCUUGCAAGGAUGAGGCCUGCGCUAAACGACUUUAUGCCGACCCCAAUGCAUCCCGCUCUCGGGAUUUGUCAUCAGCCUCGGCCUCCCGCGUUCCAAUCACAGUCUUUACCAAGGAAUUUGGCGCUCUUCCCGACUUUGCAACAUCACGCAAGUGUACGCAAUGUAACACACGGUACUAUCACAACUACCUUGUCGACAAGAACUGGCGUCACUACUAUCCCGGCAGCUCCAUCGACUUCAUGCAAGUAUCCGGCCACUUCUAUAUGCAUCGGGACGUCGCAGAGCUGUUUGCCAGCAUGAAAGUCAAUGCAUGGACCUCUGGCACCAAUUGCGCCAAAAUUUAUAACGAAAGCAACAAGGGCCACGCUAUAGCUCGUUUUCUGCCUCCCGACUGGCCAUACAAUCUCCAGCUUGACGUCGAGAAGGUCUGGGAUGAUAUGAUCGCCGAUGGAAUCGAAGGAACAGGUGCAGACGAGGAUGAGGAUGUCGAGAUUGAUGAGGAUGGUGUCUGUCCGGACAAACCCUCUGUGGGGAACCAGAAGCCAAAAGCCCGAUUUGGUCGGCGUCGUACCCACAACGAGGAGCUAUGUGUGAUGUCCUGUGGUGUUAUCGUAGGGCGUGCAACGUUCUAUGGGUCGGAAGCCCCCAACGGUGUUCGGAAGUUCUGGAAACGCCUGUUCCCAACGCAGCGGUCCCUUCCGCAGGUCCUCUGGCACGACAACAAUUGCCGAAUCGUUGCCAUGCUCCGCUCCCAGGAUGACGACUAUUUCAAGAACUGUGCGCUCCCGGUUGACGUUUUCCACUUCAAGUGCAAGCAUAAAGAGUCCGACAUUGAGUGUGGUCGUUACUGCAACCCAUAUCGAUACACCCAGCUGCGCACAAAGGAAGGGAGCUGGCGGUUCAACUCGUCGGCCGCUGAGCAGACGAAUGCAUGGUUUGGCGGAUUUCAGGCAAUUGUGCAGGAAAUGUCAGCAGAGAGGUACGACUUCUUUCUAGAUGAGAUGAUUCGGCGGCGAAAUAUGGCAAUGGUCGAGCUCUCCCGGCAGCGUGGCCACAACCCCCACAGUAUUCCUAGAUCUGCACUAUUGUAA